AUGGGUUCCAAAACUUCUCUUCUCCUCCUCCAACUCUCUCUUCUUGCAGCAGGGGUAGUUUCGGACGACGUGAUAUUCCAUUUUGAGAACCAAUGCCCAUAUUCAAUAUGGCUAUCCUCAAACUCACCCAUCGGAGACGCCGACCCGGAGAGUCCAUCCUACACUCUCGAGAUCUUUAUUAUGCCCGACACAUGGACUGGCUCUUUGUGGGCCCGUACAAAGUGCUCCAACGACCAAGACUACCAUUUCUCCUGUGAAACCGGCGAUUGCGGGUCUGGCACCAUCUUCUGCGACUCCACUCCACCGGCUCUCCCGGUCACCCUCCUCGACUUUGCCAUCAACAACUCCAUUGUUCACUACGACCUUAGCCUCAAACAUGGCUUCAAUAUUCCGGUCCGGAUCCAGCCCGAUGGCGGUCACCUCGUCGAUGGUGGCUCCGGCCACUGCCCCACCGUCGACUGCAUCCAAGACUUGGGCAAUGUCUGCCCGUCGUUUCUCGUUGCCAAGAAUAAGGACGGCGCGUACAUCGGCUGCUACAGCGCGUGCGACGCGCUGAAGUCGCCAGAGUAUUGCUGCAGCAGUUCCGAUUGCCAGCCGGAUCAGUACUCUGAGAAGUUUAAGGAAUUGUGCGGUUUGGCGCGCGUAUAUCCCGGGGAUAAUACUCCACCGACAUACGGAUGUACUGGUUUUAAUACUAUUAACGUUACCUUCUGUCCUAUAAUUUAG
Molecule: messenger RNA, 726 nt
Organism: Benincasa hispida (wax gourd)
Lineage: Eukaryota; Viridiplantae; Streptophyta; Magnoliopsida; Cucurbitales; Cucurbitaceae
Product: thaumatin-like protein 1b
Source: RefSeq, a predicted model, not a curated record